GCAUUCUCGCGAGAACAUUCGAGAUAACAACAAACAUGGCGAGUGCUCUUGCAGCUUUCUCGAAAUGUCACAUUUAAAGUCCAUUUUCAACUUGAUAAGUACCCUGAUGGUGAUUACCAGCACUUAUAAAAAGUUCUUCAGAGCCUUAGAAAGGUUCUAAUGGACAACAGUAUUGUGAAAGACCUGGAAAACUUGCAAGUGUUCUCCACAUAUGACAUUUACAAGAUGGAUGAACUGGUCCAAGAUCUGACCAAUGCUUUAGAGGAGAGUUCCAAGCAGAAUGAGAGGAGAGCCAAAAGUGACGAUGGUAUGUCUAUGGGCUAUGUCAGGACAAGAGCUUGCAAGAAACGCAAGAAUAAAAAACGAAGGACAAGCCAAAACUUUCAUGUGGAGUUUGGAAACAUGACUGAGGCUUCUGAAUCCAGUUUAGAUGGUGCUUUGAAGGAUUACAUGGAGAACGCUGCUCAGCAAAGUGACUCAGAUGAUCUGGCCAUAGCAAGGCGUUUCUCUUCAUUGGCUUUACCCCAACAUGCCAUCUCAUUAGCAGAAUCAGACUCUGUAACAGAAACUGUAUCACCACUGAGGGCUCAGAGUAGACGAAGAAGAAAAUUCAAAAUGGCAGUUGAUCCAGACCCUGGUUCAGAUAUUGCUAUGCAGGAAUACAAACCACGAAAAAAGAGAAUGAAAGGAAAAGGAUCUCUGAAAGACAAGAGCAUGGAUAGUGAUAAAGAGGGUGGGAUGGCAUCAAAGAAAAGAAGUUUUAAAGAGAUGGCCAGUAAAGAGAAUGUCUUAGAUGGCGGAGAUAAAAUGGAAACUGAGAAAUGGCAGGACAGCACCAGUAGUUCUCUGAGCAGCAGUGAACCAGAAACUUAUGAUGAAGAAGGACAAGAUGGUGAUGAUGAACAAAGUGAUUUCUUCCAUGAGACUGGCCCUGUGUGUGGGAUCCCUGGUAUUAUUCCAUGGUGGGAAAAACAGAAGAUAGAAGAGGAUUCACAAGACAAAAAAUUCAAGGAAAUCCUCAAUGGGAGUUUGGACCAUAUGUCUGUGGAAUCCAGGAGAGGUUUCCAGGCUCGCUUAAAGAAGGUGGCUGGUUUGCAUGGCAGAGAAAUAAGACUAGGAAGAAGGAGAUUAAAAGACAGGAGGCCAGGAUACACUGCAUACAAGUUCUUCCAAGACAGACACCAGAAGAAAUCUGAUCCAUCCGGGCUCUGGCAGUUAGCAUCUCCAAACCAGUCUGGGGACGUUAAAAGGAGGAGGAAAACUCCCCCAACAAGUCCUGUUGAUGAAGAUUUAGUUGGAGGUGAUGCCAGUCCAAUCCCAGAGGACAACAUAGGCAACAAGAUGUUACAGACCAUGGGGUGGGUCCCAGGGACAGGAUUGGGUCCCACAGGAAGUGGAAUGCAGACACCCAUUACAGCACAUCUACGUCAGCGGAGGCAGGGCCUUGGUGCUAAUGUUGAUGAUGAAAGAGAAACAAAAAGUGAUGAAUGA
Molecule: messenger RNA, 1491 nt
Organism: Lingula anatina
Lineage: Eukaryota; Metazoa; Brachiopoda; Lingulata; Lingulida; Lingulidae
Product: G patch domain-containing protein 2
Molecular function (GO): nucleic acid binding
Source: RefSeq, a predicted model, not a curated record